Messenger RNA from Misgurnus anguillicaudatus (oriental weatherfish), 1122 nucleotides. It is a transcript of the gene sst6.1, whose product is annotated as somatostatin family member 6.1. The record is from RefSeq and is a predicted model, not a curated record. NCBI's taxonomy places the organism in Eukaryota, Metazoa, Chordata, Actinopteri, Cypriniformes, Cobitidae. Gene Ontology annotation, molecular function: neuropeptide hormone activity; G protein-coupled receptor binding. Gene Ontology annotation, cellular component: extracellular region. Gene Ontology annotation, biological process: adenylate cyclase-inhibiting G protein-coupled receptor signaling pathway; regulation of cell migration.
UAAGACCGUCUUGAUGACGUAUGCAGCUUGCAAAUGCCACAGCCUUCGGAUUGAGAAACGGCCGUCGUCGGUUAACGACAUUAAAACACAAACGCUUGUUUGUGAAGAUUAUCACAAUUAAUUCAUCAAAUGGACUUUUCAGGUGCCAGACAGUUCGAUGUCGGUCUGAAAGAGGAGAAGAUGUGAUUAAUUACAUGUUGGAACGGAGCAGACCGUCACUUCAUACAACAUAAAAGGUGCAUUUUUAGAGCUAUGACGUGUGCCUGGUGGCGCAGUCCUUCCCACCAGCAUAACGUCUGGUUUGUUGGGGGGUUAACUACUCAGUGCAUUUGUUAGUUUGUAAGCCUCCCACCACAGCAACCAGCCCCCCUCCUCUCCACCAUCCUCCAACCGCUGCGUCAGUACAGACUGGAAGGAGAGGUAUAUAAGACUGUGCCACCUGAAGCUCUCCAAGUCUAAGAUCUCUCCAGCUUGGCACCAGGAGCUACACUGAAUUUCAAAGUUCGAGCAUCACUUUACUUCAUCACUUCUCGCUUGCCGUUUUGUCAACAUGCAGUUUUUGGCCAGCUUAGUGUCUCUUUUGCUGGUGCUGUACAGUGUCCGAGCUGUGGCUUUGCUUCCAGUGGAGGAGAGAAAUCCAGUACACAGUAGGGAGCUGAGCAAGGAACGUAAAGAGUUGAUCCUAAAGCUGAUCUCUGGUCUCCUGGAUGGAGUAGACAACAACGUGCUGUCCGAAGAGAUAGCGCCAGCCCCCUUGGACAUGGAAGAGCCCCUGGAGUCCCGUCUGGAGGAAAGGGCCGUCUACAAUCGGUUAUCACAGCUUCCGCAGCGCGAUCGCAAAGCCCCCUGCAAAAACUUCUUCUGGAAGACCUUCACGUCGUGCUAACAUCGCUGGCCCAGCAGCGAUUCCUCAAUUCUCCCUGAUGAAUGACAUGAACUGUGUAGACCUUCACUGUACAUAUCAUCUCCAGUGUCUGAAGAAAGGUCUCUCUGGACUUACUCUGACACAGUCUGUUUGUUAAAGACAUUGAUGAUUAUAUUUAUUUACUUAUUGAUUGGUUAAUUAAGCUAUUUAUGGACUGUUUUGCUUUUCAGUAUUAAAAAAGAAUAAAGCAUGGUUAA